Molecule: messenger RNA, 201 nt
Organism: Trichomycterus rosablanca
Lineage: Eukaryota; Metazoa; Chordata; Actinopteri; Siluriformes; Trichomycteridae
Product: serglycin-like
Exons: 4
Coding region: 1-201 (66 amino acids)
Source: RefSeq, a predicted model, not a curated record
AUGAGCAUUGGUAGUGGUGGCAGUGGUAGCGGCAGCGGUAGUGGCAGCGGUAGUGACAGUGGUAGUGGUGGCAGUGGUAGUGGCAGCGAUAGUGACAAUGGUAGUGGCAGCGGUAGUGACAGUGGUGAUAGUGGUGGCAGUGGUAGUGGCAGCGGUAGUGACAGUAGUAGUGGUGGCAGUGCAAAUACAAUGCAAAACUGA